This is a messenger RNA of Cyphellophora attinorum, 2145 nucleotides long. RefSeq lists its product as uncharacterized. The coding region runs from base 1 to 2145 and encodes 714 amino acids. NCBI's taxonomy places the organism in Eukaryota, Fungi, Ascomycota, Eurotiomycetes, Chaetothyriales, Cyphellophoraceae. The record is from RefSeq and is a predicted model, not a curated record. The transcript is spliced from 2 exons.
AUGGAGCAACAGACUUGUCUGCUGGCGCCACAGCGUUACACUGUAUCGCAGCUUUUGCAGAUCUCCCGUGACGCAAAGUAUCCUUUCGACCUGUCGAAAUUCACCUAUGAUGCCGCCAGAGGUGUCGUACCUCCGCUUGGAGACAUUGCAGUCUCUUCGCGUCGUUCCUCCUCUCAGCGGGUUCGCUCGCAGGGCUGGUCUUCGGAGAGCGUUGAAGCUACGUCUGAGAUUGUCAGCCUGAGCGGCAACGCAAGUCUGCCUGCAACUGCGGUGAAUCCUCUGAGACAGCCGUCCAAUCCUCCAACUGGACCAAAGCCUCAGAAAGACGCUGGGUUUGCCAAAUUUCUCAAGAAGCACUCGUCUCCCACCCACAACCGUGUCACUACUGGUGGACGGAUUGUUCCCAUGGAAAAGCGGGAUUCUCCUCCCAAGUUCGACCUCGAGCAAUCAUACGCUGCACGGGAAGCCUUUCAGAGUGGCUUGAAAGACGUCUACACUCCUUCAGCACAGCUACUUGGUUCACCACCACAACAUGGUGUACAGCACGCCGACCAAUGUCCGUCGUCCGCCCCGCUAUCGCCCGCAAGCGAGCAUGGCCAUGGAGUUACACCAGGCAUCCCAAACACUGCUACUGUCCCUCAAGCCGGCGUGCCUGUGCUGGGCUAUCCCAUGCCUGCCUAUGGCGUCCCAAUCAUGCCUCCUUACCCCAUUCCAGCCCCGUACUACUACAUGCCAGGCUCCGGCUUUCCCGCUAAUCCGGCGUAUGUCCCUCAGAGAGGUUGGCAGCCACCGGCUCAGGCUGCUAUGUCAGUCGGUGGCCGCGACAAGUUCGAAGGGGUCGAGCCCACCACUCAGCUACUUGUCACUGCUCAGUCGUGCCUGUUUCAAGCGCAGUCUCAGUAUGAUCUACUUGAUCGUCAGCUCAAGUCAAUGGAUCGUCAUCGGGCUGUCAGCACUCACGAUCCGACUCUGGCUGCUCAAAGAAUGGCUGUCGUCCAACAACGCGCCGAACUCAAAGCCAUGAUCAAUCGCUUGCUGGUGCAGGUUGAGACGCUUCAGAACACUAAGCCACUGCUGGUAGGAUCACCGUCGAAGUUUGCACCCUCGGCUCGACCCUUUGUGCCGCAAGCGAACACGCAGCAGUCUCCAGCUCCGAUUCGGCCGCAGUCACACAGCGGGUCUCCAGAGCUCACGGCCCAUACUGACCGCGGCUUCGUCGAGAGAAGUCCAGUACCGCCGGCAAGGAACCGCAAGAUCAUCCCCAUCGUACCACCUCCAGCCAACGGUGCUGCAACUGGCCAGCAGAUGCAGCGUUCUGCUGAAUCAGAGCCUAUGUGGGAAGUAGACAAGUGGGGAGUACGUUACCGUGCCGUUUCCGACAGAUCCGGGUGCAGCACUCAGCAGUCACUUGAGCCUACCAAGACCAGCGUGGUUGUGAUGAACAAAUCCCAAGCUCGACAAGCUUCGGUCGCUAGAAAGUUCUCUGCGGGGUCUGCUGCCGCAGCUGAAAUCAUCGGUUGGCAAGGGGAAAGACCUGGCUCUCUGCCUGAAGAGCUCGUUGGUCUGACAGAGUCCUACUACGAUGCGCUGCGUCUGCCGGUUGGCGUCAUCACCAAGUUCACGCUUCCAAACGAAGACACCUUCGAGGUCUGCGGGGCUGCCCUUCAACCAGGUGAUGGCAUGAGCGAGGUCGAGCAGUCAUAUUGGUCGAGGAAACCAGAAUUCAACAAGGCCAUCCUCGAUGGCCUUCGCCGCAAGGCUCAAAUCAUGGACGCUGACCAAUACGACGAUGAAUACCUCCUGGGCGCACAUGUCAACCCAGUCGUCGGCGUCCGCGAUGUCCAGGAUCUGCUUCAGGAGGCCAUGAACAUUGAAGCUGAUCGACGACGACAAGCUGCAAGUGCUCCGAUCAGUAUGCCGCUGAGGGGAAUCGAAGAAGAGGACUUCGAUGUCCCAGAGGAUAUGAGCAACAAGGGAUUCACUUCGACAUCUUUGCAAAGUGUGCAUGCCACUGUCCGGCUUCCGCCCAGCUUCGAUGGUGCCACUGACAACUCCCGCCGCGACGCGAAGACGGUCUUGACAGCUACCAGCAAGAGUCAUAACCCACGUGUCCUCCACCGCUCAGCACCCGGUGGAGGUGCAUAG